GGAGCGCCCCGAGAGCCCGGUAGCGUCGGCUCGCGGCGCCGCGUCCCCGAGGAUGGAUGAGCCGUGGUGGGAAGGGCGCGUCGCCUCGGACGUCCACUGCACCCUGCGUGAGAAGGAGCUGAAGCUGCCCGCCUUCCGAGCCCACUCCCCACUCUUGAAGAGCCGCCGGUUCUUUGUCGACAUCUUGACCCUGCUGAGCAGCCACUGCCAGCUGUGCCCCGCGGCCCGGCACCUGGCCGUCUACCUGCUGGACCACUUCCUCGACCGCUAUAACAUCACCACCUCCAAGCAGCUGUAUGCCGUGGCGGUCUCCUGCCUCCUGCUCGCAAGUAAGUUCGAGGACAGGGAAGACCAUGUACCCAAGCUGGAGCAGAUAAACAGUACGAGGAUCCUGAGCGGCCAGAACUUCACCCUCACCAAGAAGGAGCUGCUUAACACGGAGCUGCUGCUCCUGGAGGCGUUCGGCUGGAACCUCUGCCUGCCCACGCCCGCCCAUUUCCUGGAUUACUACCUCUUGGCCUCCGUCAGCCAGAAGGACCAUCACUGCCACAGCUGGCCCACCGCCUGCCCCCGCAAGACCAAAGAGUGCCUCAAGGAGUAUGCCCACUACUUCCUAGAGGUCACCCUGCGAGAUCAUAUUUUCUACAAAUUCCAGCCUUCUGUGGUUGCUGCAGCCUGUGUUGGGGCCUCUAGGAUCUGCCUUCAGCUUUCUCCCUACUGGACCAGAGACCUACAGAGGAUCUCAAAUUACUCUCUGGAACAUCUCAGCACGUGCAUUGAAAUCCUGCUGGUAGCUUAUGACAACGUCUUCAAGGACGCCGUCGCGGUCAAAAGUCAGUCCCUGACAAUGGUGCCCAGCAGAAGCCCUGCGCCCACCCAGGUGCUGUUCCAGCCGCCCACCUACCCCACCCUCAGCCAGCCAGCAACGACGCCAGCCCUCGCCCAGUUCCAGACCCAGACCCCCGUGCAGGACCUCUGCUUGGCCUAUCGGGACUCGCUGCAGGCCCACCGCUCCGGGAGCCUGCUCUCAGGAGGCUCUGGCUUAUCCCUCCACACCCUGUACCCCACUCUCCAGCCCCUGGACGUGUGUCCCAUGUCCCUCCCCGCGCCCCUCAGCGUGCAGAUGGCCAUCACGGCGGAGCCCAGGCACUGCCUUGCCACCGCCUACGGAAGCAGCUACUUCAGCGGAAGCCACGCGUUCCCCACAGGCUGUUUCGACAGAUAGGGCACCUCCGGGCCACACAGGGAGGUCUUGGAGACUCACCUGGGCAGAGGAAGAGGACACAGGUGAGGGGAGCUCAGCCGAGUGAGGCAGUGGGGAGGCCAUCCCCACAGAACCUCGUUGAUCUUGGACACAGGGUUCAUGUUCUUUUUAAAUAAAGCUGACCCAGAGCAAAAGUCAAUGACACCCCUCCCCUGAGAGAAUUCUGAAAAAUGUCUUCCACGUGUGUAGCUGGGGUGCAGGAGGACUGGCUCAGCCACCAUCCUCUGGAGGAAAGGCCCGGUGAUUGAGAAAGACCUGGGAAAACAGAUGCCAGGAGACUGGAAACUGGAUGCAGACCACCGGCCCAUGCACGUGUUUGGUUUUUAGCAUUAGAGACAUCUUUAUUCCUUGCCAGCGGCAGCUACACUGAAAAAAGAAGGGACUGCCUGAUGUGUUCUCAGGACCCCCAGCAGAUGCUGUAUUGGGUGCUCUUUCCCUGGCUCCCUCCAGGGGAGCCUGCGUGCGUGCGUAUGCCUGAGUGUCUGCCCUCCGAGGCGUGGGGUGGGUGGCUGUCUUGCCUUUGUUGUCAAACCUAAAACCUUAUUUGGCCUUUUAGAUAUUUCACAUGCUGCUGCUUCCUGAAGUGACCUAGCUUUCUGUUCAGUAAGAUAUCUUGUUUACAUACUGUAUCAGGGAUUUUGUGAUACUUGAAAAUUCCUUAGGAGAAAAAAAAACAAAAACAAAAACGUCGAUUGCCACACUGCCUGUCCCACACAAGGGCUGUAAGUUUGAACCCAGCUUGUGACAACAGUUUUGUUCUCAAAAGCAUAUGAUUGGGAAGAGCCACUUUCCAGGCUCUUAGUUCCAGAAGAUUACGUGUCUUGGAUGCCAUGUUCACCUUAGAACUUCAGCAACCACCCAGAGGAAAAGGUGGUUGAAAGGGAGACAAAGGUUUAUAACUAACGACCCCCACCUCCCUCCCUCCCUCCACAGCGUGCUUAUGGUGCAUGAGGUUAAACCUAGCCUUGGCUUUGAGUUUGGCUAAUAGGGAAGGCUAAAAAUGUAGAAUAUUUGCUCUCUGCCAGCUGGAUUUGGGGAGCAGGGCAUGUACGUGGGUACAUGUCACAACCACUGACGGGGCAUGUGAUUGGUUGGAUCGAAAGCCAGUAUUUGGGUACCCGCAGCGAAAGGGCUCUCAGGAAGACUCUUGUAUCCAUGUGCAAUAUGUUUUUAUGCUGACUUGUGGCUUGUGCUCGUUGUAUUUUUUUGGUUGGUUCGGGGUCAGGGGGACACAUUGUUCACCCAUCAGAACUGGGAGGUGCAAAGAACCAUAGAAGCAUUUUUUUGUUUGUUUGAAGAAGAACCAUCUUGAUUUUCUUGGCUGAUUUGCCAGUCCAGGAGACUGGCUCGGGGACUGCCAGGAAGGCGGCUGCUGAAUUGGAUCCGAAGGUGAUUUUCAGAGCAAAUGAAAGCUUCAACAUGGAAGCAGAAUUAAGAAGAGGUGACGUGGAUGAGGUGCUACUGCCACUUUGUCGCACGAGUGUGGAAAAACCACACGUUCAUUUGUUGCUUAUCUCUUUUUUUCCUUUGCCAACCUUCUAUUUAUGUGAGACUAGUUUGGAUUCCAAGUUAAUGUGUCUGUCUAUUCUGGGACUGGGGCUUGUGAGGGGGACCCCCCCGUAGAACCUCACAGCCAGCCCAGCACCCAGAAAAAGGCAUCCUGCAAUAAACAUAUCACCUGCUCUUGG
Messenger RNA from Canis lupus familiaris (dog), 2952 nucleotides. It is a transcript of the gene CCNJL, whose product is annotated as cyclin J like. Bases 53 to 1225 code for a protein of 390 amino acids. Gene Ontology annotation, cellular component: cyclin-dependent protein kinase holoenzyme complex; cytoplasm; nucleus. Gene Ontology annotation, molecular function: cyclin-dependent protein serine/threonine kinase regulator activity. Gene Ontology annotation, biological process: regulation of cyclin-dependent protein serine/threonine kinase activity; mitotic cell cycle phase transition. The transcript is spliced from 5 exons. NCBI's taxonomy places the organism in Eukaryota, Metazoa, Chordata, Mammalia, Carnivora, Canidae. The record is from RefSeq and is a predicted model, not a curated record.